Molecule: messenger RNA, 990 nt
Organism: Strongylocentrotus purpuratus (purple sea urchin)
Lineage: Eukaryota; Metazoa; Echinodermata; Echinoidea; Camarodonta; Strongylocentrotidae
Exons: 4
Coding region: 277-693 (138 amino acids)
Source: RefSeq, a predicted model, not a curated record
GGAGGCCGGGCACGUGUCCCCGAGAAGGAGCCGGUACCCGAGUACCUCCAAGCGGUGGUAAGCUGCAAGCUGGGAGAGCCUCAUCGACAGUAUCCAGAGUGCCGAUGUGGAGAACGAGUCGAGAUCGUGCCGGAGGUCGAGAUACCACUCGAAAGCUUGGGAGACUAUCACGUCAGAGUUAAGCCCACUCACAAAGGCACGAGACACAUCUACUACCACUGCCUGUUCUGUAGCCAGUGCCUCGAUGGCGUUCGCACCCUGUCUAAUUGUUCUAGAAUGAUAGAUACUCAAUGCACAACAUCUUGUAUUAAAGCAACCGAUAUCUUUGACAAGGGUAGAAAGGCCUGUGUCCCAGACCCGCGAUUCAAGGAAGAUACAACGAAAUCGGCUGAUCAAACAAACUUGGUGGAUGAAGGUGGAGUUCAGACAGAGGGAGAAAGGACGAAUAAACCAUCGUCGAUGCAAAAUACAGACAAUCACAAUCCGAAUGGUUCCUCCGGCAAAUUGCUGUUCCUCGCUGACGACAAAUACCUCCUGAUCGUAGGCGGGGCCCUCGUCGUCGCCGUAGUCAUUGUCCUGAUUGUCAACAUUUUCAUCUGCAAGUACUUCUACCAUAAAAAAAAGCGCGACCAGGAAAAAGAUCAAGAAAAAGAGAAAAUGCUGCCGUCGACAUCGAAUGACCCCGAUGUGUGAAGGUAGCGAUGAUCAUUGUCGUCUUCAUAAACCAACUUGAUCUUGCCAUCAUCCUGCCUCUAGAGAUGCUGCGAUUUAUUGGACCAUUUCGGGACAGAAUGAAACAGAUAUAUGAAAAGGAUACUCCGAAAUCUGUUUUUUUUUUAUAUUUCGUAAAAAGUAUAGUGUUAGGGUGACGGUUGCAACUAGGUUUUUAGUUUAGGAUUAAGUUAGGGUUAGUUAUAAUAUUUGAUUCAGGUUUAAAGUUAGAGUUGGGUUAGUGUUGGAAAUCGCCGCGGAGCAAUUGUUACAGGAGUC